This is a messenger RNA of Dendronephthya gigantea, 3647 nucleotides long. RefSeq names its product beta-scruin-like. The transcript is spliced from 3 exons. The coding region runs from base 1556 to 2992 and encodes 478 amino acids. Lineage: Eukaryota; Metazoa; Cnidaria; Anthozoa; Malacalcyonacea; Nephtheidae. The record is from RefSeq and is a predicted model, not a curated record. Gene Ontology annotation, molecular function: zinc ion binding; protein binding.
UGAAGAUGACCUACCCCCCGUAAGUUUUAGCGAUGGUAAACUUGAAGUCUGUGGUCUCUACUCGUCCUUUCAUAUCGCCAGAAUGCAUGUCAAUCUGGCGGAUCCAUUAUUACUUGGUCAAGCCCAUGAAGUGAAGAUAACUGUGAAAGAAAAACGGAAGUUACCCAUGCAGAUUGACGGCGAGCCCUGGGAACAAGGGCCAAGUGUUGUCACGAUAUCUCAUCUCAAUCAAACGAUGAUGUUAACCAGUGAUAUACCCUUGUGAUGAAACCUUCGCGCGGAUAAGUAUAGUGAGAUUAGGGCUUAGUCAGUGUAGGGAAGUUAUGAACAGCUUGCUUACAAGUGAUUGGCUUUGGCUUGGGUUGUGAUUUGGGUAAAACCAGUGAACUCUAUAUGAAUUGGAACGGUAACUCGUUCGCCAUCUUCGAAACCAAUUUGAAGCCGAAUUAAGCACCAGUGCCAGUCCCUUUCUAUUGUUUUUAUCUUCACGGUCGACGGUCGUGCUGGCAAAAACAAUAGAAAGAGACUAGCACUGGUACCCAAUUCGGAUUGACAUUUUAGUUAAACUUACAGGGAAAUAUUUCAAUGCGAUUAGCGUGUAAGUGCAUGCCAUAUUAAUUCACCCAAAGACUUUGCUCAAGGAAGCCAAGGUCUUGGUCCAAGAUCAUCGAACAAUUUUCUCUUUCAAAUUAUUUCGACAUAAAUUCACGAUGUCGGAUGUACAACAAUCCCAGUUUCGUACCCAGGCGCUUUAAUCGUAAAAUAUAUAACGUUGCAUUCAGGUCUUAUAUAGAGGUCAGCUGAAAGUGGUGCUCGGGGUGGUUUCCUGGGUACGAGGAUUCAACAAUCCCCAUCGCAUUUAGAUAGUAAUUUCAUACACAUCAGUUGUAAAUAAUCAUCGUCUUAAAGUUCACCGCAAACAUCUUAUUUAAUAAUUAUCAAUUGAUAGUGACGAUAUUUAAUCACAUCAACACGAUAGAAAUAAUAAAGCUAACCUGUCUAUUUGAAAUCCGUGGAUCGAUCCAGUCCGAUCCAACAUCCAUUUAAUCUAACCCGGUCUAUUCAUGUUAUCCGAGAUCAGUGGGUUAAUCCAGUUAAUUAUGACCUCUGACCGAGAUCAACGAUUCUCGAGAUUAUGUAUUCACUUUGGCUAAGUGAAGCCUGUUUUUUCAACUUCAACUUUAAUGUAGCGAAGCGUAGUGUGUUUCCUGGGCACUCAGCUAGAAAUAAUGACUUUAAAACAAAGAAAAACGUUUCGCUACAAGUCGAACAUAUCAAGUCAUGUUUUGGUCAUGUGUGUCAUUUCAUCUCGUAUGUAGCAUGACGUAUUUCCUCUUCGUUCUUAUUGAUAACUAAAAAUAGUUAAAAUACACGGAAAAGAUUAUAUUUUAAUAACAUCGAACAAUAUUGUGCGAAUCGAAAGUGCAAGGGUUUUAAAAACAUCGCCUGUUUCUGCUUUUUGUUAUCUUCUGCAUUAUGUAAGAUAAUUCAUUUAUUUGUUUAAUUAACUGUUCUCACAAUGUAAAGUCCUGCAAUCUAUCGUUAGCUUUGAAGAAUGGCUUAUUGCCUGACAGAAGUUAAAUAUGGCUACGACGACAGCAGGUUUGAGACAGGUGUUGACGAUCAUUUUCAUUGUUCAAUUUGCUACAAUGUCCUCAAGGAACCAAGGUCUUGUAGAAAUAAUGAACAUAUGUUUUGUCUCGACUGUAUCACUGAACAUUUGAAUGUUAACUCUCAAACUUGUCCUGAAUGUAAUGAGGAUUUGAGUGUCGAUACGCUUCGUCGACCGCGGGUAUUGAAUAAUUAUUUAUCAAAGCUGAAGAUUAAUUGUGAUCACGCCAGUCGUGGUUGUCCAGAGUUUGUCUGUGUUGAAGAUCUCACAACUCAUGUUGGGAAUUGCGGCUUUGCUCCUGUGUCGUGUUCGAACGAAAAUUGUGGUGCGAAGAUUAACAAGAAAGACAAGGUUCGUCAUGAGACUGUAGAGUGUGAAUAUAGGACGGUGAAAUGUCAUGACUGUGGACAGAUACGAGAAGAUAUGCUUGAUAUGAGAGGAAGUUUAGUAGAACUAGACCAAAAAGUGGAAACAGGAAUGUCAACCGUUGUGGGAAAUAUGAAAGGAAGCUUUGUAGAAUUAGAUCAAAAACUGGAAGCAUCAAAUACGGAAACGAGGAACAGUUUAGACCAGAUAACUUGGGAUCAUCAAGAAAUUAAGAAAGAAGUUCAAGACGUGAAAGAAGAUCUUGACAAAGUGAAGAAAGACAUGAACGAAAUGAAAGACAUGAUGAGUCAAAUCUUAGAGAAGCUCGAUAUCCUGGAACUGCCAAAGAAACCGGCGCCGUCGCCAGCUGAAGGAGUAGUUUUGGAUACCCCAAGACAGGACAUUUUGAUUGCUGGUGGAUUUGGGUCGACGCAGGAAACUGGCAAAUCUACGGAGAUCUAUUUCUGGGAGAAGAAUGGUUGGUUUGAGGCGUCAGCAAUGAAUGAGGAUCAUAUACGAGCUUCAUCUUUCAUUUAUUAUGAUCAAUUGUUUAUAGUGGGUGGAGAGAAUGGUAGUACAAUCGAGACGAUGGAUCUCAACGAAUUACCAUUGAAAUGGAAAAAAUUUCCAGGAAAGCUUCCUUAUGACUGCGCUGAUCACCAAACUGUUGUUUACAAACGGCGUAUCUUUUACAUUGGUGGUUAUGAUCGUGACGAGAAGAAAUGCUUGAGUGUGAUCAGCGAAUCCUCAAUUAUCUCACCCUGUUGUAUCAAAAAGCUGUGCAAAAUGCCUCAGCCGCGACAGUGUCACCGCGCUGAGCUGGUUGAAGACAAGCUGCAGAUUUUUGGUGGGGAAAAUGAUAGCGUUGGUGCUUUCGACAGUGUGUUAGAGUAUGACCCGAAGAAGAAUAAGUGUGGAAAGAAGCCACCAUUACAUCGUCCGCUGACGAAAAUGGCAACGGUUCCGUGGAGAGAUCAAGUAGUUGUUAUUGGAGGUUGUGACGAAAAAGGGUAAGUUCUGAAUGAUGUUUUUAUGUAUGACUGCAAGACGGGCAACAUCACAGUCUUACCAUCCAUGUUGGAGAAGAGAUAUAUUAGCUGUGCAGUCAUUACUGGGAACAUGAUUUUUGUGGUGGGAGGCGUUAACGAGAAACGAAAAGCCCUGAAUUCGGCGGAGUGUUUUACGAUGGGAGAUCCCACAUGGAAAUAUCUUCCUGCAAUGAAUAAAGCCAGGCGAAACGCUGUUGCAGCAGUUUUACCACCUCAAAGAAAAUACCUGUAGUAUUGACAUUAGUAAGACGUCGUGUAAGAUUAUUAACAUGAACAAUGAUUAAGGCAGAAAGAAAUGAAGUCAGAUGGAAAGCUGCAGUUAUCUUUCCUGCAGAAAAAGUGUAACUUUCCAGCGAUUAUUGCUGCGAUUUUCUUCUUUUGGUAGAUGUGAACGAGUAAUUAGUUACGAAUGCUCUCGUGUAUAAAAGUUCUUAUUUGAAAAUCAGUAACUAAUUCACUCGUUCACAUCUGUCAAAAGAAGAAAUUCGAGCAGCAAAAAUUGCAAGUGUAAACGGGCCUUAAGGUGUGGUCCUGAUUUCGUUCAGGAAGAUUUAAUUAGAUCGAACUUGUCUGUAUACGUUAAUAUCCUAUCCUCAGUUUUUACAAUAAAUCGUAGCAAA